UCAGCAUCAUCAAACAGACCAAUAGAAACCCCCAAUAAUACACUCGGCACCACCAGGUCAAAAUCCAAUGGAUCUAUCAUUGAAAAGCUUGCCCUCUGUGCAACUAGUUCACCACCACCCAUUCUCCUUCCAAAACAAGCAAAGCCAUGAACCAAAUGGCGUCAAGGAGCUCUUCCCAUCACCCUUCUUCCUCCAUUGCCACCCCAAGAUUUGGCACAAGGAAGGCAGCCAUGAUCAGGUUCAUCAGAGCUCGAGUGCACAGCUGCAGCUCCAGCAAUGCACACCUACCCCAGCCUGCAGCACCUGUCAAGAUGGUGUUUGAAGACCAGGUGAGAGGAGUGGUAUGCUACAGAGAUGACAAGGGGGAGGUGAUCUGUGAAGGGUUCGAUGAAGGGCCAAGGCUUGGCAUGCGGCUACCCGAGAAGGCCUGCUUCCCAUGGCCUAUGGGUGUUCAGGUCACCGAUUUCAUCGAGCUGUCGACGCUUCGAGUUUUCGAAGACAUCGAUUUUCAGCAGCCCAAGAAGGAAAAGAAGAGGAAGUUCUGAAACGAGAUUUCUGAAAUUUCAGACAUUGCAACACGUUGCCGUGAUGGAUUCAAAUUGGAGUAGAAUCCUAUAUGCAUAAAGAAGCAUCCCAAUUGAUCUCAACACAUCUAGAGCUAGAUAUUAUAACCUGGGAGACUGGGACAUGCAUAACAUCAAGAAACACAUGUGAAGCAAAUAAAU
Molecule: messenger RNA, 725 nt
Organism: Oryza brachyantha (malo sina)
Lineage: Eukaryota; Viridiplantae; Streptophyta; Magnoliopsida; Poales; Poaceae
Exons: 4
Coding region: 147-545 (132 amino acids)
Source: RefSeq, a predicted model, not a curated record